AUGUGUUACGAAGGACAGACGUGCGAUCUGUCCAAAAGGCUGCCUGUAGAUAUUUACCAGACCGCAAAGGUUUCAAAAAUACCAUUGAUGAUGGAAAAAGGAACCCUUCCUGUCGAAUAUAAAGGCAAAUCGAUAAACGAAAUGGACAUUGAUAUUGACUAUCCCGAAGAAAAUGAACCUAAAGAGUCCUCGUCACCAAAUGCGCCCACACAAGACAAUGAAAUAUUGUUUGUGUGGAAAAAAGAAAAUAUUGAAGCGAAUAAAGAUAAUAAUAUUUUUGACCAACCAAUUCCUGAAAACAUUAAGAAGAACGAAGAUCAAGAAACUGCUGAUAUAGGGGGCCCAAUUAUUCCAGUAGCUGACAUGGCACACCAAACUGUUACCUUCUUGGAAUGCAAUUGUUUUUCAUGCUUUUCUUUGGGUUGUCGGGGCUCCAAAAGCGACAGUUUUAUUUGUUAA
Molecule: messenger RNA, 459 nt
Organism: Cylas formicarius (sweet potato weevil)
Lineage: Eukaryota; Metazoa; Arthropoda; Insecta; Coleoptera; Brentidae
Exons: 4
Coding region: 1-459 (152 amino acids)
Source: RefSeq, a predicted model, not a curated record